CAAGUGAGGAACAAUCUUCCUCUUUCCCAAUAUCGCAUGGAACCCUAAUUCACUUCGUUCUCCAUCUACGAACAGCGAGCAAUUCACCCACUCUCGUCUUCUAUCUCCAUCUAUUCGUGAAUUGUUCUCUCAUUUUUCUUGCAGAUCCGUUGUUUUUACGAGCUCUGAUUGGAAAAUAAUGGAUGGGAACAAGGACGAUGCGCUCAAGUGUUUCAGAAUCGCCAAAGAGGCGUUAGAAAGCGGCGAUCGGUCACGCGCGUUGAAAUUCGUGAGCAAAGCUCGCCGUCUCGACCCCACUCUGCCCGUCGACGAUCUAUUGACGGCGAUAGGGGGCGGCGGCGGCGCAGGCGACAAUCCCACCGAAGCAGCUGCCGAGCCGGGGAAGCCCGCUGCUGAUAAUCCCUCUGUCCGCCGAAGGUCUUCGGCCGCGGCAGCACCGGUUCCUCCGUCAUCCUCAUCAUCAUCGUCAGCCUCAUACACCACGGAGCAGGUUUCAAUUAUCAGGGAAAUUAAGAGGAAGAAGAACUACUACGAGAUUCUAGGUUUAGAGAAGAGUUGCACCGUUGAGGACGUGCGGAAAUCCUAUAGAAAGCUCUCUCUGAAGGUCCAUCCAGACAAGAACAAAGCCCCCGGCGCUGAGGAAGCGUUCAAGGCGGUGUCGAAGGCGUUUCAGUGUCUAGGCAAUGAGGAGAGCAAGAGGAAGUAUGAUCUUUCCGGAGAAGAUGAAUCUGUCUAUGAGAGGCGUGCUGCAGCGAGGCCGGGUCCGGGGGCGGCGAGGGCUUAUAAUGGCUACUAUGAGGCUGAUUUUGAUGCUGAUGAGAUAUUCAGGAAUUUCUUCUUUGGAGGGAUGCGUCCUACAGCAACAGCUAGCUUUGGAGGGUUUAGUUUUGGACCUGGGAUGGGUCACAGGCAUGCUGAUAAUGAUAAUCAUGGCUCUGGUGGUGGCUUCAAUGCACGCGCUUUGAUUCAAUUGUUUCCGGUCUUGCUUAUUUUACUCAUUAACUUUUUGCCCUCAUCGGAACCAAUCUAUACACUUUCUCAAAGCUACCCUUAUGAGCAUAGAGUUACUACACCUAGGGGUGUUAACUACUAUGUUAAGUCCACAAAGUUUGCUCAGGAUUAUCCUGAGGGUACCCGUGAGCGUGAGACGGUUGAGGACAAGGUUGAGAGGGAGUACUUCGGCAUCCUUCGCCAGAACUGUCAGUUUGAGUUGCAGCGUCGCCAGUGGGGCUAUAUCAAAGAAACUCCACACUGUGAUAUUCUCCGGAAAUAUGAGUUGGUAAACUAAUAUGUUUGCUUCAUGGUCUUACUUUUAUUGUCUUUUGUCUUUUUUGAGGUAGAUUUAGAUUUACCUGCCGUGUGAUAUUAUUAUAGAAUGUACAAUUUAUUUAUCACCCUGAUACUAAUGAAGCAGUUCAUAAUAAACCUCUUCAUUCGGACUGUUAGCACUCAAUUUGAAGCAAAUAUCUCUCGAACUUAGAAGAAUCAUGUUACCAGAGAUAUGUUUGCAUUGCCUCACUUUUGUACCAAAUUGUUGAUGUGUAUUUAUUUAUAUUCAACUGCAGUGAGUGGUUCUUCA
This is a messenger RNA of Lotus japonicus, 1579 nucleotides long. RefSeq names its product chaperone protein dnaJ 49-like. The transcript is spliced from 2 exons. Gene Ontology annotation, molecular function: Hsp70 protein binding. The coding region runs from base 179 to 1288 and encodes 369 amino acids. The record is from RefSeq and is a predicted model, not a curated record. Lineage: Eukaryota; Viridiplantae; Streptophyta; Magnoliopsida; Fabales; Fabaceae. Gene Ontology annotation, cellular component: endoplasmic reticulum membrane. Gene Ontology annotation, biological process: cellular response to misfolded protein.